Molecule: messenger RNA, 1465 nt
Organism: Sinocyclocheilus rhinocerous
Lineage: Eukaryota; Metazoa; Chordata; Actinopteri; Cypriniformes; Cyprinidae
Product: solute carrier family 13 member 2-like
Exons: 9
Coding region: 64-1458 (464 amino acids)
Biological process (GO): cellular response to lithium ion; fumarate transport; succinate transmembrane transport
Cellular component (GO): plasma membrane
Molecular function (GO): sodium:dicarboxylate symporter activity; succinate transmembrane transporter activity; fumarate transmembrane transporter activity
Source: RefSeq, a predicted model, not a curated record
CAGCACUCUCCAGCACUCUCCAUCUAGCACACACCUGACAUCUGCAGCUGAGGGCCAGGAGACAUGGCAUCGGUUCUACGCUGGCUGUGGGUUAACAGAAACUACUUCAUCAUCUUCAUCACCCCCCUUCUUAUAUUGCCCCUGCCGCUGGUCUUCCCAACUCCGGAGGCAAGAUGUGGUUUUGCCAUCAUCCUGAUGGCGCUGUACUGGUGUACAGAGUGCAUGCCGCUGGCCAUCACUGCUCUGCUGCCUGUCAUCCUCUUCCCAAUGAUGGGCAUCAUGGAAUCUGGAAAGGUGUGUGUUGAGUACCUAAAGGACACCAACAUGCUGUUUAUUGGGGGUCUACUGGUGGCUAUAGCUGUUGAACACUGGAAUCUCCAUAAGCGUAUCGCCCUGAGUGUUCUCCUAAUAGUUGGAGUUCGGCCUGCUUUGCUGAUGAUGGGGUUCAUGAUCGUAACAGCCUUCCUCUCAAUGUGGAUCAGCAAUACGGCCACCACAGCCAUGAUGUUGCCCAUUUCUCAAGCUGUUCUAGAACAGCUCAGUGCCACAGAGGCCGACAGCGAUGAGAAAGAGCUUAGGGAAGGCCAAGAUAACCGAGCAUUUGAGUUGACCGAGGUCAACAUCAAACAUCCUUUGGACAAUGUCACUGGAGACAAACCCAACAACAACCCAGAUCUGGAGGCAAGAAUCAAUGCACUCUCUGAACGCAGGAGGAAAGAACGUGAAGUGAAGUACCUUCGUCUCUUUAAAGGAAUGAGUCUAUCUGUGUGUUACUCUGCCAGCAUUGGAGGAACUGCCACCCUAACGGGCACCACACCAAAUCUUAUUCUCAAGGGCCAGAUGGAUGACAUUUUUCCAGAUAACAAUGACGUGAUCAACUUUGCCAGCUGGUUCGGUUUUGCCUUUCCUAACAUGGUGCUGAUGCUUGCGCUCUCUUGGUUUUGGCUGCAGUUCAUGUACUUGGGAUUUAACUUAAAAAACAGUUUUGGCUGCGGUUUGAAAAAUGAGGGAGACAAAGAAGCUUACAGAGUGAUGAAAAAUGAAUACAAGAAGUUGGGCCCGAUAUCUUUUGCUGAGGGCGCAGUGCUUGUCAUCUUUGUGAUCCUGGUGAUCCUGUGGUUCACACGAGAACCAGGGUUCAUGCCAGGCUGGGCUACUGAGCUCUUUAACAAAAAUGGACAAUAUGUCACCGAUGGCACUGUGGCCAUUUUCAUGUCAACCCUGUUCUUCAUCAUUCCAUCUCGGCUAGACUGUUCAUGUUCUGUCAGUGCAAAUGAUGAACAUGAUGAAGAAGCUGAAGGAGUGGGGGAAGAAGAAAAACAGAAGAAGGACAAGAAGAACAAACUGAGGGGUACUCCCACUCUUCUAAACUGGAAGGUGAUACAUGAACACAUGCCUUGGAACAUAGUGCUGCUCCUGGGUGGAGGAUUUGCCUUGGCAAGAGGAAGUGAGGUAUAAUUUAAUA